Pollicipes pollicipes is the source of this 894-nucleotide messenger RNA. Its product is annotated as putative valine--tRNA ligase, cytoplasmic. The coding region runs from base 64 to 894 and encodes 276 amino acids. The record is from RefSeq and is a predicted model, not a curated record. The transcript is spliced from 8 exons. Gene Ontology annotation, cellular component: cytosol. Gene Ontology annotation, biological process: valyl-tRNA aminoacylation. NCBI's taxonomy places the organism in Eukaryota, Metazoa, Arthropoda, Thecostraca, Pollicipedomorpha, Pollicipedidae. Gene Ontology annotation, molecular function: valine-tRNA ligase activity; aminoacyl-tRNA deacylase activity; ATP binding.
GUGAAAAUAACGCCGGCUCAUGACUUCAAUGAUUUUGACGUGGGGAAGCGGCACAACUUGGAAAUGUUGACAAUUCUGUCCGAGGAUGGAAGGAUCAACGAAAACGGAGGUCAAUUUCAGGGCCUUAGCCGUGUCGAGGCCCGGCUGGCCGUGGUCGAGGCCCUCAAGGAGCUCGGCCUAUUCCGCGGCGAGCGGCCGCAUCAGGUGGCCGUGCCCGUCUGCUCCCGCACCGGUGACGUCAUCGAGCCCAUGGUGAAACACCAGUGGUUCGUCCGCUGCGACCAGAUGGCAGCAGCGGCGCUGGAGGCUGUGGAGGCCGGGGAGCUGGUGAUCGAUCCUCCGGCGCUGGCGGCCACCUGGCGAAAGUGGCUGGGCGGCUGCAGGGACUGGUGCGUGUCGCGCCAGCUGUGGUGGGGCCACCAGAUCCCGGCGUACUGCGUCAGGCGCCUGGACGGCACGGAGCGCUGGGUGGCGGCCGCCUCCGACCAGGACGCCCUCAGCAAGCUGGGCCUGACGCCCGCUGAUGUGACGGCUGUCCGGCGAGACCAAGACGUCAUGGACACAUGGUUUUCGUCCGCCCUCUUCCCGUUUACGGUGUUUGGCUGGCCUAAACAGACUCCUGAGCUGGCCCAGCAGUACCCAUUGUCGCUGAUGGAGACCGGUCACGACAUCCUCUUCUUCUGGGUGGCCAGGAUGGUUAUGCUCGGCCAGGCUCUUACUGGACAGCUGCCGUUCAAGAAAGUACUGCUGCAUGGUCUCAUAUGCGACGCUCAUGGUCGGAAGAUGUCCAAGUCGCUUGGAAACGUGAUCGACCCGGACACCAUUAUAGAGGGCGCCACGCUCGACCAGCUGCACCAGCAGGCGCAGCUGCAGCUGUCGUGGAGUCCUGCGUGA